Messenger RNA from Peronospora matthiolae, 522 nucleotides. Lineage: Eukaryota; Oomycota; Peronosporomycetes; Peronosporales; Peronosporaceae. The record is from the annotation of a GenBank genome assembly.
AUGACGGUUCGUGACCAUUUACCCGUCACAACACCAGCCCACUCGCGAGCUCGUCUACCGAUCCCACUCACUCACUAUCCAAUUGACACUGCCAGUGCACCACGCAGCGAGGAAGUUAUCGACUCGACCGACCGACCGACCGACCGACCGAUCAAGCGACAGACGAACUCGACCAUGAAGAUCACCGCUCUCGCCAUCACUGCGCUAGCCACCGUAGCAAGCGUCGCAUCCGCUGACGACUACCAGCCGGCUCUCCGAGCACUUGCCGCACAGGAGCCAACUGCACCCAUUGCCGACACACUUGCUUCCGACCCGACCAAGCAACAAUCCUCUUCUCCUGUGGAGGCUGCUGCUGCAGCUGCCAACACGGAGCAUGAUGUCGACGAUGACAGCAAGAAGGCCAAGGAGUGGUGGGGACGACCGGGAUGGGGACAUCGCUGGGGAGGCUAUGGAUGGGGGCGUCCCUGGGGUGUGGCUACGGUGGUGGCUGGGGGUGGAUACGGUGGCGGCUGGGGAUGGUAG